ACAUCAUCCAGUAUCCAGUAGUAGACUUUGUGUCGGCAAAUAAACAACUCGUAUGUCAGUUGAUCAACACACUGCUUAGUUACGUUUUAUUUUUUGUUCUAAUUUUAACGACUUUAAACUUAUAAAUAUUUAUGGUGUUAUACGAUUUUUGUGAAUUGUCCAUUCGUAUAAUUAAUUCAAAACUUCACAGUUAUUUUUAAGUAUUUGUUAUUUAUAUAUAAUUAAUAAUAAUUGGUGAGUUUUAGUGAAAAAACUUACUUUGCGUGACAUUUGGUUCAUACUGUUUAUACUGAUGAGAUAGAAAAGAAAAAGUUCAUAUUAAAAUAUAAUCAAUUGAAUAAACGUUCUAUGUUGUAAUGUGUCUUUAAUAUUUUCUGUAUAUUGCCCACGCGAAAAGUCACAAGCAACCCACGUUAUUUAAACCAAUAUAUGAUUACGACCUUCGACUUCUGCAUUUCAGCAUGACCUAUAGGCUUGAGAUAAAUAUUAUAUACAACUUGGAAAUUCAUUCUCAGCAUUUUUCUUUUCUUUUAUAAAUACGUUUAUGUUUAAAUGUGUUGAAAAAUACAAUCCAAUUAAUUUUCUCAGCAAUUUUUUCUUCAAAGAUAACGAAUUUAAAUCGCCCAUUUAAUUCACUUUUACCAUAAACAUGGUUUAUCGAGGUCAAUUACAAACGGAUGAUCCGAGAAAUGUGCCAAAAUUGGUGCGAAUAACACCUUUGAGAGCAAGCAGAAGUGAGAUACGAACACCGCCACAACCAACAAAUCUUGUAAAAAAAAAUCAAAAGACCAAUAAAGAUAUCAAAUCACCAAAAUUACGAAAUAUUAGUGAAAUACGAGAAAGUGUCUUAAACAAAUUGCCAGAGAAAAAAUGGAAAACUUCAUUAUCUAAAGAAGUUGGAAAUGUUAAUGUCAAGACUGUUUAUCUAUCACCACAUACACGACCACCUUCCAAUUCUAUGCUUGCUAAUUUAAAAGAUUUAGAACGUUUGCAAAAUAUGGCAUUGAUCGAAACUGACCGACUCAACGAUAUUAAUAAAUCAGUGAUCAAUAAUGAUGUAGGUAUCACAACAAAAAUGUUGGCACAAAAACUUUUACAAGUUUCUCGUCUCGAUUCAAGUUGUCAAAAGUCUGUUAAUAAUAAACAUCGAGAAGAAUCAACACUUAUUCAAGAUCAACCGCAAGCUCCAGCACGAAGAAAAAGAGAAAAUCGGCAAGUGUCAAUGAAUCGACAAGAAUCACUCCCUAAUCGUCCGGACAUUUUAGAUGGAUUAAUAAAAGAGUCUAAUCGGCAAUUGGAAUUAUUAAAAAAAGAUUUUAAAACUGAAAGUUCUGUACGACUUGACUCGGAUUCUGAGAGUGAAGAUAAAAAAGACCUCAGCUUAUGGAAUAAAAGCAUAAGUCAACGAUGGAGAAAACUACGAAGAAGAUGUUCAGUUCAAGAAACUCCAGAGCCUCAAGAGGAAUCACUAAUUCAAGAUGGUGGAUCGAAAAUUGGUAUUAUUCAUGGUGUUAGAUCCACACCAACUAGUAGAGAAGCUUCUCCGGCACCUAAAUCAUCGAGAGAUAGGAAUUCACCGAAAAAAUUACUUCAAACGAGUUCACUUCGGUUGCCAGGAGCAAAUAAAGGGAUUGCAGAUAUUCAGAACGUAUUGCGAAGUAAAUUGAGUAAAAUAAAUGCUGGUAUAAGAAAACGCAAGGCUUUAAGUGUGUCUGAAGUGUUUCCACCAAAGGAUAAUGUUUCGAAUUUCUAUGUUCCAAGUCCCCUUUCAAGCUCAACCAGUGACAAAUAUGAUUCAAGCGUUGAGCCCACUUCAUUAUCUAUGUAUGCUUUGAAUGAAAAACUCUCCACACUCGCAGAAGUGAGUGCUCCUAAUUCUCCACGGUGCUAUAUAACCAAUGAUAAUGAAAGAACCUUUUGUACUUCAUGGAUUCAUGGCCAAACACGUGAGGAAAGUGAGGAUGAAUGUAUUUACGAAAAUACAGCUUCUUCAGAUACUCUUCGGAGAUGUAAUUCAGAACAUAAUGGUAAUCAUUCAUACCAAAAUGUUCGAUAUCAUCGACCACGUCGGUCUGUUGUCUACUCGGAUUCAGAGACCUCGAAUUUGUCCUGUCCAUGUCCUAACGAUAAUUCGUACGAAAACAUUAGAUUUGAAAAAAAUGCUAGGCAUCAACGAAUUCCUUCUGCAGAUGAAGUUAAUGAAAUUCACAUUCCUCGUGUUAGAUCACGGAAAAGAAGCACUGAUUUUGUAAUUGGUGGUCAAGUAUCGAACUACAUGGUAAAUUCGAAUCAUCACAAUACUGCCAACGAACAAGGUCCAUCGAGUUUAGGGACAGAUAAAAAUUCAACUAUUAAAUCUAAAGUAAGAUUAAGUUCUCGAAGUGUUGUCAAUAUUGCUGGAUCAACUAGACAAAAUUUAAAGCCAUGGCAGGCAGGUCAAGAAACGGAUGAAGGGUUAAAUUCUGAUUCAGAACUUGAAGAUAUUCAAGAAUUAGUUGAGAAUGAAGAAUCUCGGUUUUGUACUCUACCAAGACCUGGUAAAAAUACAGCAUCUUUCACUAUUCUUACUGCGCGUUUUUCUAAGGGUCCAGGACACAAAGGACUUGGAUUUAGUAUUGUUGGAGGAACUGAUAGUCCUAGAGGAAAUAUGGGGAUUUAUGUGAAGACUGUUUUUCCUCAUGGCCAAGCAGCUGAUUCGGGUACGGUUAAAGAAGGAGAUGAAAUACUAUCGAUAAAUUCAAAGCCCUUGCAUGGAAUGACUCAUGCUGAGGCGAUCGCAGAAUUUAAAGCUAUAAAAACUGGCGACGUUGUACUACAUGUAGGCCGAAGAGUCACAAAAAGGAAAAAAGAAAACGUUGGUGCUGGGAACUCUAGUGUGCGAGAAAUUGUAGAGUAAAUGAUUGAUUGACAUAACUAUGAAAAACUUUUUUCUCUAUAAAGGUAAUCUACCUGUUAAAGUUAAAAAUUUUAUUUCAUUCAAAUUUUUUUCUUUACAAAUUUAUUGGUUGACUUUUUGACAUUCUAUUCAUUGAGUUAUUGAUUUUUCAACGUUAUAAUGAUGAUUUUUUAUAAAUCAAUAUCUUUACAAUAUUGACAACAAUUAUAUACAACAUUAAAAAAAAAUUUUUUAGUACAGUUAAUAAUGCUUUUAGAAAAUAUUGAAAGAAAUAUUUGUUGUAUUUUUAUUUAUAUUAAAUUUUAGAAAAUCAUGAAAUAAUCAACUGCGAAAAUUCAAAAAAUACAUGAGUGUUGUUACUACGAUUUAUUUAACAAAUGUUAUAUACAUUAAAGAUCAACUUUCAAUUAUCAUUUAUUGAAAAAGAAAUGAUAGUUUGAGAACAGUCAAGUUCAUUAAUUAAUCCAAAGUUCAUGAAAUGGAGAAUUUUUUAAUUUUAUAUUUGUAAA
Molecule: messenger RNA, 3405 nt
Organism: Chelonus insularis
Lineage: Eukaryota; Metazoa; Arthropoda; Insecta; Hymenoptera; Braconidae
Product: pro-interleukin-16-like
Exons: 5
Coding region: 650-2896 (748 amino acids)
Molecular function (GO): protein binding
Source: RefSeq, a predicted model, not a curated record